Messenger RNA from Caenorhabditis bovis, 2397 nucleotides. NCBI's taxonomy places the organism in Eukaryota, Metazoa, Nematoda, Chromadorea, Rhabditida, Rhabditidae. The record is from the annotation of a GenBank genome assembly.
AUGCAACGCCAUAACAGCACGUACGUUGUGAAGCGCGAUGGUCGACGCGAAGACGUGCAUUUCGAUAAAAUUACAUCGAGAAUCCAAAAGUUGAGCUAUGGAUUGAACAUGGAUUUCGUCGAUCCGGUGGCGGUUGCGAUCAAGGUGAUCAGCGGGCUCUACAAAGGCGUGACGACCGUUGAGCUCGACAAUCUCGCCGCCGAAACGGCCGCUUCGAUGACGACCCAACAUCCCGAGUACGCUUUGUUGGCCGCGCGAAUCGCCGUCAGCAAUUUGCACAAGAAAACGAACAAGGUGUUCUCGGAGGUGAUGAAGACGUUGUACGAGUUUCAUCAUCCGCACACCGGCAAACACGCGCCGAUGAUUAGCAAGCAGACCUACGACACAAUUAUGCGAAAUGCUGACAAGCUCAACUCGGCAAUCGUCUAUGAUCGCGACUACUCGUACACCUAUUUUGGAUUCAAGACGCUUGAACGCUCAUACCUUCUCAAAAUCGACAAGCAGAUUGUCGAACGCCCGCAGCAGAUGCUGAUGCGCGUCGCCGUCGGCAUUCACGGCGACGACAUCGACGCGGCGAUCGAGACGUACAAUUUGAUGUCGGAACGCUAUAUGACGCACGCGUCGCCGACGUUGUUCAAUUCGGGCACGUGCCGCCCGCAAAUGUCGUCGUGCUUCUUGCUGACGAUGAGCGAGGACUCGAUCGGCGGCAUCUACGACACGCUCAAACAGUGCGCGCUGAUCUCGAAAAACGCCGGCGGCAUCGGUUUGAAUGUGCACAAAAUUCGAGCGACCGGCUCGGUGAUCGCCGGCACCAACGGCACGUCGAACGGACUGAUUCCGAUGCUUCGCGUCUACAACAACACGGCGCGCUACGUCGAUCAGGGUGGAAAUAAGCGGCCCGGAGCGUUCGCCAUUUAUUUGGAGCCGUGGCACGCCGAUGUGUUCGAAUUUGUCGCUCUCCGCAAAAACACGGGACCCGAAGAGGAACGAGCGAGGGAUCUGUUCCUCGCCCUAUGGGUACCAGAUUUGUUCAUGAAGCGAGUGGAACGCGACGAGGAUUGGUCGCUGAUGUGCCCUUGCGAAUGCCCGGGACUCGAUGAAUGCUGGGGCGACGAGUUUGAAGCGCUCUAUGAGAGAUACGAGAAGGAGGGACGUGUUCGGAAGACGGUGAAAGCACGCAAACUCUGGGAGCACGUCGUCUCGAAUCAGAUCGAGACCGGACUUCCUUAUAUCACCUACAAGGACGCGGCGAAUCGCAAAUCGAAUCAGCAGAAUGUUGGAACGAUCAAGUGCUCGAAUUUGUGCACCGAAAUCAUGGAGUACUCGUCGCCCGAUGAGGUCGCCGUGUGCAAUUUGGCGUCGAUCGCGUUGAAUCGCUUCGUGACCGCCGAGAAGAAGUUCGAUUUUGCCAAGUUGGCGGAAGUCACGCGGGCGUUGACGCGCAAUUUGAACAAAAUCAUUGACAUCAACUACUAUCCGGUGCCGGAGGCGAAGCGAUCGAACAUGAGACAUCGGCCGAUUGGAUUGGGUGUGCAGGGAUUGGCCGAUUGCUUCAUGCUCAUGAGGUACCCGUUCACGUCGCCGCAGGCGCGCGAUCUCAACAAGCGCAUCUUCGAGACGAUCUACUAUGCGGCUUUGGAUGAGAGUUGCGAGCUCGCCGCCAAGAAUGGACCGUAUGAGACGUACGAGGGUUCGCCGGUGUCGAAGGGCAUCCUCCAGUACGACAUGUGGGGAGUGACGCCGACGGAUCAAUGCGAUUGGGCGGCGUUGAAGGCGAAAAUCGCGAGGCACGGUGUGCGCAACAGUUUGCUGAUGGCGCCGAUGCCGACGGCGUCGACGGCGCAGAUUCUCGGCAACAACGAGAGCAUCGAGCCGUACACGUCAAACAUCUACUCGAGACGCGUGCUGUCCGGCGACUUUCAGAUUGUCAAUCCGCAUUUGCUCAAAGAUCUCGUCGAGCGCGGACUUUGGGAUGACGAUAUGAAGAAUCAUCUGAUUGCCAACAAUGGAUCGAUUCAGAAUAUUGAGGGCAUCCCGCAAGAGCUCAAAGAACUCUAUCGAACCGUGUGGGAGAUUUCGCAGAAGGACAUCAUCGAGAUGGCCGCCGAUCGCGGCGCAUUCAUCGAUCAAUCGCAAUCGCUCAACAUCCAUAUGGCGAAGCCGAGCUACGCGGCGAUCACAUCGAUGCACUUUUAUGGCUGGAAGAAGGGAUUGAAAACGGGAAUGUAUUAUUUGCGCACGAAGCCGGCUGUAAACGCGGUCCAAUUCACUGUAGACAAGGCGGCGUUGAGGGCGCGACUCGAGGUUCAGACGGCAGCCUCCGCGACGACGACGACUACGACGACGACAGCUGCUCCAGAAUCGCCCGACGAGGGAUGCGUGAUGUGCUCGGGAUAA